Messenger RNA from Pseudo-nitzschia multistriata, 3483 nucleotides. The record is from the annotation of a GenBank genome assembly. Lineage: Eukaryota; Bacillariophyta; Bacillariophyceae; Bacillariales; Bacillariaceae.
CUGUGAUGUCAUCUGUCUCGGAAGCUUCUUAAUCACUGAUGCCGGGCAGGAUACCAUCAAGUGAUUAGCGUCUCAAUCUUAUGCCUGGUGAAUCUAGUAUCAUUAUCUCAUCAUGAUUCCAUCUAUCAGGUUACUGAAAAAUUGUCGCGUAGGGAUGAGUACUCUUGGUUCUCGUUGCCGUCUUGUGCACCACAACCAGCCCGAUUCCUUCGACCGAAGAGACCACAGGUCGAAUAUUUUCUAUCAGCAAGGCCGUUGUGUCAGUGGUGCUGCAGCAACGAGACGCAAGGGAAGGGGCCGCCGAAGAAAUGUAAUCGGAAAGGGUGGCCACGACCAGAAGAAGAAAAUAUUCUUCCAGUCUCUGGGCUGCCCGCGCAAUUUCGUGGACACCGAGGUGAUGCUAGGGUACGCCGUUUCGUCCUCGGAAGACAGAGGGGAUGGCGGGGAUAUGGAACUAGCGUCCGAUCCUUCAGAGGCCGACGUAGUGGUGAUCAACACAUGUGGGUUUUUGGAAUCGGCUAGGGACGAAUCUAUGGCGGCCAUCGCCGAUGCACAGGAGGUGAUUCUAGAGAAGAACCAGAGCAAUGGCAAUCGACAAGAAAGCAAACUCGUGGUGACAGGAUGCAUGGUUAAUCUCCCGGCACAGCAAGAGCAAAUUCGGCGAGAUUUUCCGGGAGUCGACGCCGUCCUAUCGUCUGGCAAUAUAGAUAGCAUCGUUGAAACAAUACGAACUCUGGACAACGAAAAUAGCGGCAGUAGCAAAAAGAAAUCCAAGAAAACGAAGAAAGGCACGCCAAAAAAGCAUACCAACACCGACCCGCCGAGUCUUUCUUCCCGCAAGCAGCGCAAGUCCUUUCUCGAGAAGGGAGAAACUCCUAGGUUUUUAGCUACACCGCCUCAUUACGCCUACCUUAAAAUCGCAGAGGGAUGCCGGAAGCGAUGUAGUUUCUGCGUCAUUCCAAAGCUCAAGGGGCGCUUGCAAAGCAAACCGAUCCCGCAGGUGGUCGAAGAAUUCGAAGCCAUUGUCCAACACGGAACGGCUCGAGAAGUGAUAUUAAUUGCACAGGAUCUUGGUGAUUACGGGCUAGACUUUAUGCCGAAGCAGAAGGGAAAUCUCAAGGAACCAAACAACGACAUCGACGAUGGCAACAUCAAUGUUGGUCUCUCGACACAGACAAAAAGUACCUUGACGCUUCUAUUGGAGGCCAUAUUGUCGUUUAUGGACGACAAUGGUGUCGGCAACGAUGAUAAUGGUGGAGGUGCUAUUGAUAUGAAUGGCAACACUUUCGACGACCCGUUCUGGCUUCGACUUUUGUACCUUUAUCCAGAUGAAAUCACCCCCGAUUUGAUCGAUUUGAUGGAAGCCGACAGAAGAAUCGCACGAUACGUCGACCUACCCAUUCAACAUUCCCACGACGACAUGCUCAAAGCUAUGAGACGAAAAACAGAUUCGACCCACAUCAAGAACACGAUUGCGACGCUACGGGAGCGUCUUCCAGAUAUCUACAUCCGAACAAGCCUCAUGGUUGGUUUCCCGGGAGAAACGGACGAACAUUUCGAGGAUUUGUUGCAGUUCGUAAGGGAUUAUAAACUAGACCAUGUCGGCGUUUUUAUCUAUUCCAACGAAGAAAUGGCGUAUUCUUCAAGAUUGGAUGGACAGGUCCCGGAAGACGUCAAAGAAGAUCGAUAUCGUAGAUUGAUGGAGGAGCAGUGGAAGAUAGUGGAAGAGCGCCAUAGGGAACGCGUCGACCGAUCGGAGUGCCUGCGCGUUGUCGUAGAAGGCUUAAAAGAAAUAGAAGAAACAGUCGAGGAGAGCCAUAGUCCCAAGUCUAUGCCAGAAAGAUCUCCAACGAGUGUCAGGAUCGUGGGACGACACGCUGGCCAAUGUCCGGAAAUCGAUGGACAAGUUAUCUUAGAGGGUGAACCCCGGGUGUAUCCGGGGGAGCGCUAUUGGGUCGAGGUAACCGGCUACGAAGGUUACGAUUUGGUCGGGAGGGUGUUAUUGGAAGAGGACUCGUGAGCGUGAAGAAUGGGUGGUAAUUAACACUUUACACAGUGUCCAACACAAAACGCUUAACAUGCGAGCCUCAAGCUAGUAGACAUGGCUAUGAUUUUUUAGCAAUAUCUGCAAUAGUACCCUUGAAUGUCUACAUGAACGUCAUCAUGAUUACUCAUCAUAAUUCGAUUGAUCCAAUUACAAUGAUUCUUGCGAUAUAUAGUAAUUUGGUUGCAUUCAGAACUUUCCUCUCUCUCCGGAGUAGGAAACAGACUGAAUUCAAUCCACCAAUGAUUUAAUUUUGAUAGAUUCUUGAAAUCAAACGAAAUUGAAUAUUAUUAAUGGUAAUAAUAGGGUGGAGUCCCUGCACGAUAAAAGAGUUUUUCAGCUUCCUCGGGAGUGCAUCAUGGGUAUGAUUUACCCAUUGAUGCUUCCCUCGAAAGCGUCAUUCCGGCUGUGAUGAUCGCACACUGCACUGCUUUCUUUUCGUAACUGAAAUAAGAGCAGAGCAGCGGAGGACGAUGCAUUACUGCCAUCCCUCGUGCAUUGAAAAACUCCAGGCUGCCACACAAACUAGCUAACAGAAAAAGCUUCGACCUAUCUGUUUCUGUAGUCCCUGAUUCCUUCCUUCUCUUUCGUCGACAAUGACGACAAGCACAAAGAGUGGUGCCAAACCGAAACCGCGUUCCACCACUGCUUUGCCCGCUCUGGUGAGCACAGCACAGAAUAGAAGCAGCAAACUGGAGCGCUGGUCGAUGCAUAAUCUAAUUAUCCGACCGUCUUGUUCACGACGAAAGAGAGGCUAGCUUGUUGUGCUUGUGUGGCGUUACCGGCCUCACCCGCCGCCGCCCAUUUUUGCAUCCGCGGCGCCCUGCAAAUUGCCUACUCCGCGAAUGUUGGCUCCGCCUCGUCCCAGGGUUCGGCCGCCUCCACCGCUCACUCUGUAGGGAUUGUUGUUGUUGCGUUGGGCAUAGUUGCUACCGUUCGAUCCAAUAGCGGUGGGAGGAUUCGUAAUGGCCGAGAAGAAGAGGGCAACGAACCCGAUGAUUCCCGCAAAAAAAUCCGUAAUUUUUUGGCGGAUCGUUUUUUGCUCCUGGCCCCCGACGGUGCCGUCGCGUCCAAUGUAUGCCAUUUUUCGUUUGGAAUGAGAUUCCGUUCCGUUCUCUUGUUGAGUAGUAUAUGUUGCUGUUAGAAUAUGUUGGUCAGCCGUGUUUCGUCUCCCCGGCCGUAUCGUUUGGGUUUCCCCCUCUGAUGUUCUGCUGCUUUGUGCUUUGUUACCGUACUAGAAGUACCAUGUUACCGUACUCGUACGAACCGUGCGAUGUUUUGACAACGCGGCAAAACAGAAAACGCUAAUUUCGGUUGUUCUUCGUGUUUUUCCUCCUCGGUCGUGCGGGUCAUUUCUGUCGUUGUAGUAGUCUCAUCUAUGACGUUGCUAAAGUACUACGUCUACUGCACUGUGGUAGAAGUAAAGUACUUCUACUUAC